Sporisorium graminicola is the source of this 1623-nucleotide messenger RNA. RefSeq lists its product as uncharacterized. Lineage: Eukaryota; Fungi; Basidiomycota; Ustilaginomycetes; Ustilaginales; Ustilaginaceae. Gene Ontology annotation, biological process: protein ubiquitination; mRNA splicing, via spliceosome; DNA repair. Gene Ontology annotation, cellular component: U2-type catalytic step 1 spliceosome; Prp19 complex; cytoplasm. Gene Ontology annotation, molecular function: ubiquitin protein ligase activity; protein binding. The coding region runs from base 1 to 1623 and encodes 540 amino acids. The transcript has 3 exons. The record is from RefSeq and is a predicted model, not a curated record.
AUGUUCUGUGCAAUCUCGGGAGAGCCGCCCAAGGUGCCGGUCGUGUCCAAAAAGAGCGGCCUCGUAUACGAACAGCGUCUCAUCCACAAAUACAUCAACGACAAUGGCAAGGACCCAGUCACGGGUGACACACUCGAACUGGACGAUCUGAUCGAGAUCAAGUCAAGUCCCAAGACGGCCGUACCGCGUCCACCACAGCACAGUUCGAUCCCAUCGCUACUCACAUCCUUGCAAAACGAGUACGAUGCCAUCAUUCUCGAAACGUUCACGCUCAAGAAGCAUUACGACAACUUGCGGCAGGAGCUGGCGCACGCUCUCUACGCCAACGACGCUAGCGCACGAGUCAUCGCAAGGUUGCUCAACGAGAGGGACCAGGCACGCGAAGCACUUGCUAGCAUCCAGGGUACCAUCGGUGCCGGACCGUCUUCGUCGCGAGUCGCCCACGAUGUCGAGAUGACUGACCCGACACACGCAGAGAACGGUUCCAGUGCCACUGCUGCUGCCGAUUCAAGCGGUCUUCCCGCCGAUGUUGUCGAGCUUAUCGACUCGACGGCACAGAAGCUGUCAUCGCAGCGAAAGGCCAAAUCGAAACGCAAGGCGCCGGAGGGAUAUGCUACACAGGCCACCGUGGCCGAGUUUGCAGAAGUGCAGAGCCUGCCCUCGAUGCAUCAUGCCAAGCCGGCUGGCGUCUCCUGCCUGAUUCUGUCGGCGGACGGGAACGUGCUCGUUACUGGCGGAAACGACAAGAACGUACAGGUGUACGAUCGCAAGGAGGAUCAAGUGCUGGCAACGCUCAAAGGCCACACGAAACGAAUCACGCACGUCGCUGUCACGGGUAUCUCGGACGCACCUAUUGGCCCUGAAGCCGCCACAGACGCAGCUGCACUGCCUAGCUACAUUGUCUCUGCCAGCGAAGACGGCAAAGUCAAAGUGUGGGAGCCUACGGGCGCAACGGGAGCCAAGUCGCAAGCAUAUUCGCUGUCCAGCACGGCCGAUGCUCACAAGAGCGAAGUGACCGGCAUCGACAUCCACCCUUCGGAGGCAUUCUACGGAUCUGCAGGCCGCGACGGAACCCUCUCGCUGCGUUCGCUCGCCGAUGGUUCCGAACUCGUACGCAUCGACCCUCAGCUGGGUGACUCUUACGAGUCGUUCGCGUUCCACCCGGAUGGCCAGCUCGCUGCGACGGGUACCUCGACGGGCGCAAUUCGCAUCUGGGAGGUCAAAUCGGGCGCCAAUGCAUCGACCAUCCAGACCGAGCUGCCCGGCCGUGUUUCGUCGCUUCAUUUCAGCGAAAAUGGCUACUACCUGGCUGCAGCCAGCGAUCAGGGCAAAGCGGUCGAAGUUUGGGAUCUCCGAAAACUCACUGCUGUGGGUAAGCUGACGGUGGAGGAAGAAGGCGAGGGCGCCAAGAGCGGCGUGACAGCGGUCAAGUUUGAUCCCUCGCUGCAGUUCUUGGCUGUGGCGACGGACAGCGUCAACGUGUACGCCAACAAGUCGUGGAACCACUUGGUCAAGGUGGAGGGAACACAAAAGCUGACGGGGUUGGCGUGGGAUGCGAGACAUGGGCAGGUGGUUGUUUCGAGUCUCGACCGCACGGUUCGCACCUUUGGAGUGGCGGCCUAA